Molecule: messenger RNA, 4678 nt
Organism: Hemiscyllium ocellatum (epaulette shark)
Lineage: Eukaryota; Metazoa; Chordata; Chondrichthyes; Orectolobiformes; Hemiscylliidae
Gene: tardbpa
Product: TAR DNA binding protein a
Exons: 5
Coding region: 165-1409 (414 amino acids)
Biological process (GO): regulation of gene expression
Cellular component (GO): nucleoplasm
Molecular function (GO): RNA binding
Source: RefSeq, a predicted model, not a curated record
UGGGCGCCAUUUUGUGCGCGAUUCUUCGCUGAGGAAAGAGGCAGCUGCUCGCUCUCCCUCCGUCCGUCCGCAGGGGUUCACCGCCAGUCAGCCCCCCCCCCCCCUCACACAGCUCUUCUUUUUUCUCUCUUUGUCCGUUUCAAUCCCCAGCUUUCACCGUGGCGAUGGCAGAGUAUAUCCGUGUGGCGGAGGAGGAGUCGGAGGAACCGAUGGAGAUACCGAGCGAGGACGACGGCACCGUGCUGUUGUCCACGGUGACGGCGCAGUUCCCGGGCGCCUGCGGCCUGCGCUACCGUAACCCCGACAACCAGUGCAUGCGCGGCGUGCGCCUGGUGGAGGGCAUCCUACACGCCCCGGACAACGGCUGGGGCAACCUGGUCUAUGUGGUCAACUACCCGAAAGAUAACAAAAGGAAAAUGGAUGAAAUUGAUGCAUCUUCAGCUGUGAAGGUGAAGAGAGCAGUCCAGAAAACAUCGGACCUCAUUGUUCUUGGACUUCCCUGGAAGACAACAGAACAGGACUUGAAGGAUUAUUUCAGUACUUUUGGAGAAGUGAUUAUGGUGCAGGUAAAGAGGGACACGAAGACAGGGAACUCUAAAGGCUUUGGGUUUGUCAGAUUCACAGAAUAUGAAACACAAGUGAAAGUGAUGUCACAACGGCACAUGAUUGAUGGGCGAUGGUGUGACUGUAAACUGCCUAAUUCCAAGCAAAAUGCCGAUGAGCCUUUGAGAAGCAGAAAGGUAUUUGUGGGUCGCUGCACUGAAGACAUGAGUGCUGAUGAACUUCGUCAGUUCUUUUCCCAGUUUGGUGACGUGACCGAUGUAUUUAUCCCAAAACCAUUCCGUGCUUUUGCUUUUGUCACAUUUGCUGAUGACCAGGUUGCACAGUCUCUCUGUGGUGAAGAUCUGAUCAUUAAGGGGGUCAGCGUACACAUUUCUAAUGCAGAGCCUAAGCAUUUGAAUGCUAGACAGCAGCUAGAUAGAGGACGAUACAGUGUCAACACUGGAGGCUUUGGCAAUCAGGGUGGGUUUGGUAACAACAGAGGUGGUGGGGGAGGCUUAGGUGGCAGUCCAAACAGUAAUAUGAGUGGAGGUGGAAUGAAUUUUGGGGCUUUUAGCAUCAACCCAGCAAUGAUGGCUGCAGCGCAAGCAGCCCUACAGAGCAGUUGGGGAAUGAUGGGAAUGCUAGCCAGUCAGCAGGGCCAAUCAGGUGCAGGAGGGGCAAACCCUCAACAAAACCAGGGAAAUGUACCAAGGGAACAGAAUCAGCCAUUUGGAACCAACAAUAAUUCAUACAGCUCAAAUUCUGGUGCAUUAGGGUGGGGAUCGGCAUCCAACUCCGGUGGUCCUGGGUUUGGCUCUGGUUUUCCAUCUAGCAUGGAGUCCAAAUCGUCAGGGUGGGGAAUGUAAAAUGAGUGUUAGGUGUUUAGCAAAUGAGCAGAUGGGAGUUUAGAAUUCUAAUAAUGGUAAGUAAAUAGUUUUUCCACGACAUUUUUUUCUUGCUGCAUAAUUGAACAUUUUUUUAAACGUGGUUGUGUUUUGUGAUGUCGUUCAGGAUACUGACAGUAAGGUGAAUUUUGAAAGCUACUGUAUUGAGGAACGGAACUUGCAAUUCAGUAGUGCUCUCCCUGACUCAUUGCAGUAUGCAAAUUUUGUCUCUGGUUGAAAUCUUUAAUAUGCUUUAUAAUCUGUGUGCACAUUGUUAUUCCUUCUCCCUAUGUUCUGGGUUUGUUAGUAAAGUAAGUCACAUUGAGUCGAACAAUGUGGGUAACUUCAGAUUUUUCAUGACUGCAUUCUGAUGCUAUGCCUUCAAUUAUAAAUUGCUAGCAUGUUCUUCAAUUAGAUGCAACUUAAUUCAAAUGCAUGGGAAUGUUGCUACUUUUUAUCUUAUAGUAAACUGCAUUCUCUUAGAAAAGUAACCUUUUCACUGAGUAAACUAGGUUUUCUCUUUUCUAUGCAAGCUAAGUAUCUGGAAGACCGUAUCUUGUUUUUUAAUCACGUUAUAUUGUAUUUCCAAAUACUGCAUGUUGAAUAGAGAAAAUAUUUUGUUAAUCAAAAAAUUGUAAUAAGACCUGACAGUAUGUAAACUAGGUAAGCUCACGGGUAUCUUGUAAAUCCCAUUUUGGUAAUGACUGGUUUGUUCAGAUGCUGCACUGAAUAUAAAUAUUCUUAAGAUUGAUCAGCUAAACAUCAUUCUCUACCAUUAGUUUUAAAUGCCGUUAAAGACUAGUAUUUAGUAUCUGGCACUUUCUGGCUUUUUUUAUCAUUCUGGUCUGAAGUAAUAAUUCAAAACUAGCUUAUUUAACUACAUAAUACAGUGAAGCAGAGGGUUGGGGUUAAGACAUUCCAUAAAUUAUUGUUAGGAACUUGAGUUGUGACCCACUCAGAUUUUUGCAACUGUUUAUUGUACCUUUGUGGAGUUGAUCUGUUCUUCACCAUUGCAUAUUUGGCUGAAGUGGAACCUACACUACCUAAGACACCUUUCAGUAAAAGGGAUGAGUGAGUUUGCCUGUCUAUGUAACUAGUUUCUUCAGAAUAGCGAGUUUCGACCCUCAACGUUUACAAAUAAUGUUUCUUGUCUCAGAUUCCUGGUUUACCCUCCAGUUUAGAUGUUUUGAUUAUUGCCUUCUAAUUCACUUACCCAUACUAUUUUUAUUCUCUACGGUGACAGUACCAUUUCCAGGGAUACCACUUUCCUCCUUCCUGAGAUGAUUAGAAGGAGCAUUCCAAUUAGUCAAAAAUAUUACUCUGCUUGACCUGACUUAGAUUUCUUGUAUCAUAAACAUUUAAUUAUCUUUCCAAAAUUCAUAUGCUUUUCAGUAGCUAUCAUAGUAUAUUUUGCCUAGUAACACUUAACGGUAAUGGUUAUGUCCAAAGGCUAGUAUAAUGUUUUUAAUUUUAGCAUCUUUAAUGUAUUCUUUGAGGUUUGCAGAGUCCAUUAUGAAAUACCUAAAAUGGGUUGCAUGCUUUUUCUAAAGAUGCAAGUGAAUUGUGUGGGUAAACAUGGCAUUGUAAAACCGUUUUACUGUCGAGUCCAAAUGGUAUUCUUUCAACAUUUUUGGGCCUUGUUUUAGAAAAUAAUAUUGAUAAGAUUAAAUGGCAGUCAACAAACUGCAUAUGCAAUUUUGAAAGCAGUAUGAAAAACCUGAAAAUACCCUAGUUGAAGAUAUCUUUGGUUAUUCUGUAGUGCUCAUUUACUAAGCUUCUAGCAUUUCAGUCUACAUUGUCCUUUGCAUAUGAAUGCAGUUGGUUAAUCUCAUCAGUAUCUAGCAGUGCUUCCACGUGCACUUGGUUAUGCUGUUUCAUCCACAUUCUAUCCAUCUUAAAAUUAGUGAACUACUCCCACAUUGUAAGCUAUAAAGAUAAAGAAGUGUGUCCAUAAUGUCACGACAGGUAAAUGCAGCCUGACAAGGAAUUGAAAGAACUAUAUUGUGGUGCAAGAAACUUUUUAUAUAAAUAUAGUUUGCAAAAUCUUUAAGAUGGCUGGAACAUAUUGAAUGGUGUAUUGUGUAGAUUUUUCAAAAAAAUUGAAAUGUCUUUUUAAGGAAGUGGCCUGGAUCGCCAAGCAUGAACACCUACAUACUGUAUAGAAAAUGCUUUCUCUAAACCAUCUCUCUGCAUUGCUUCAAGCUACAUGGAGUUGCAGGUUCUGUUCAAAGGGACCACGGUGGGUGUUCCAUUUUUGUCCUCUACUGUUCUUUUCAAGGAUUCGUUUAUCAGCGCUGUGAAACGAGAUGAUGUGCACAGAGCUGUGGUGACUUGAUUUUGAAGCCUGGUGUGGGAUUGAUGCUUAUGGUGUUGCCAACGAAUGAGAGGGCUAGUAUGAGCGAGGAAGGAGAGAGCGCGUGCAGAAACCUGGUGGUGCAUUUUGAAUUUUUAAACAUGGCAAGAUGUGGCUCUCAAUCCCUUGGCAUGGUGAGCGAAUGCAGAGGAGAAGUGGGAUACAGUACGAAUGGUUUUUUCUUGCGUUCACAAAGGACUGUCCGUGACUGAGGGGCAAAAGACUCUAGUGUGGUGAUACUUGCUUGUAACUUGAGUAAUUGGAAACUGUUGGAUGUGUUCAGUGAAAUGAAUAUAUCUAGGGGUUGAAACCGAGGAACAUAGGGGCUCCACAAAUUACAAAAAUUGAGUUAAAUUUACUUUAUCUUAUAUUUCUUAAAACUAACGAGAAUGUUUGAAAAUUGAUUUCAGAAAAGUUAUUCUAAAUUCUAAUUCUGUCUUAUUGGAGAACAAAAAUUCUAAAGUGUGCAUAAGGAAUUGGUAACAUAAAUUACAGGUUGAUAUAUAAAAUUGGGCCAACUGUAUUUGAGUUUAGUUUCAACCCCUGAAUAUUUUUUGUAUCUUCCUUUUCCUUUCCCCUUCCCUUCCUGUUAUUUGUGUGUGCCGAAUGGUUGGUGAUGUACUUUUGUAUUACUGAUAUGUAAGUGUGAAUAAGUGAUAUGAUGUGGAGUUAUGAAGGAACAAUACUUUGUGGAGUGUAUUGUGGCAUUGCUGCCUGCCAGAGAUGACUUGGGUGAGCUCAGUGUCCAUCUCGAAUAAGAGUGUACGAUUGUCUGCUUUCUGCGAGUUUAUUACGAAUGCGGGGCUUAAUAAAUGAUUGCUUGAGUUUAGUGUGUUUUGAAGCCCUUUUUUAAUAUCUGACUGUAGGGAAUUCUUAAUAAAAUCUUGACUUGACUAAA